Seminavis robusta is the source of this 1638-nucleotide messenger RNA. Lineage: Eukaryota; Bacillariophyta; Bacillariophyceae; Naviculales; Naviculaceae. The record is from the annotation of a GenBank genome assembly.
AUGGUGAAUGCAACAGCUGCUCCACAGUUGAUUCUCUUGUUGAUGACGGAUCAAUUUCGCCAAGAUGCCUUUACUCCGGAAAUCACACCCAAUUUGUAUCAUACCUUCUCGUUGGAUCCUCACGCCACUACCUUCUCCAAUGCCUACGUGAGCACUCCCAUUUGCACACCGGCUAGAGCAGGAUUGCUGACGGGAAAGUCUCCUUGGGCACAUGGCAUGUUGGGGUACGCUUACACGGUCAAUUGCAGUAGUUACCCCACCACCUUGCCGCAGGUGCUGCAGGAUAUGGGAGGUUACGAAACCUUUUCGGUGGGCAAGAACCAUUUUGGAUGGCAUCCAUCCGGGGAAUACGCUGGACAGGGAUAUCAACAUCGGCAAGUAUACGAUGCCUUGACCCGUCAACCUCAUCCUGACGAAUAUAUGGAAUAUUGGGACAACUUACAUCCUGGAGUGGAUCCGCUCAGUGUCACCUGUGAACAUGGAUUGACCUACAAUGAGUGGCGAGCAUGUCCUUAUGGUGGAGUUAAUGAAAGUGAACAUCCUACGCCUUGGACGACACGACAAGCUCUGAAAUACUUGAAUUCCUUUGAUUUUUCCAAUAAUUCCAACCAAAAAAUGUUUCUCAAAGUCAGUUACCACCGCCCUCAUUCACCCUAUGAUCCCCCGGCGAGGUUACUCGACAAACGAUUGCAAGGACAUGUCCCCAAACGAUUCAUCAAUAAUACCAGCUGGGAUAUUAGAUACGCCAAUUCUACACCCAUGGGUGCUUCGGAUUGGUUUGGUGACCCUGGAGAUGAAGUGGCUCGGCAUUCUCGUGCUGGGUAUCUGGCCAGCUGCGAGUUUGUCGAUGAAGGCAUGGGGACCAUUUUUCAAUGGCUCAAAGAACAUGGCUUGUGGGAUUCCUCUUUGAUUAUCUGGACCACGGAUCAUGGUGAUAUGAAUGGGGAUCACAACAUGUGGCGCAAGGGGUAUCCUUAUGAAGGAAGCUCGCACGUCAAUCUUGUUGUCAAAGUUCCAGCGGCUGAUGGUUCGUCCAACACAAUCAUGGACACACCCAAUAGGAGUCCAGCGUUGGUGGAAACCCGCGAUAUUGCGGUGACAAUCUACGACUAUCUUGGUUUGUUGGGCAAGGUGAAACAAAAAGAUCCUUUGGUGAAUGGCAAGUCCUUGAUACCAAUUGUGAAGAGUGGUGGAGACGUGAAUCAUCAAGUCCGGUCCUGGUUGGACCUGGAAUUGGCAACACAGUACAGAGCUGACAUUCAAUGGAAUGCCAUUGUGGGACGAUUUGAGUUCACCGAUGAUGGCGGAGAGGAGUCGUGUGGAUUGUGGAAAUACAUUUACCAUGUUUGGAUUGGUCAAGAACAGUUGUUCUGUUUGACGCGAGAUCCAUGGGAAACCUAUGAUUUGUCCAAGGUUCGUGCGUUCUCACCAGUCACAAAGCACUGGAGGGAUACCAUGAUCCAUCAGUUUGAAACGGAGCAACGUGGGGAACGGUGGGUCAAGAAUGGUCAUUUGGUUGUUGGACGAUGGACGCCUACAUUGGCAGCAAACUUUCCAUGCAAAAACGACAAUGGCGGUAAGAGGGAUGGGAAGUGGGAGGACGACUCUGAAUCUCUAAUUGUGAAAGCAGAAUAUUAG